This is a messenger RNA of Bufo gargarizans (Asiatic toad), 10029 nucleotides long. It is a transcript of the gene LMTK2, whose product is annotated as lemur tyrosine kinase 2. The coding region runs from base 308 to 4393 and encodes 1361 amino acids. The record is from RefSeq and is a predicted model, not a curated record. The transcript has 15 exons. Gene Ontology annotation, biological process: protein phosphorylation. Gene Ontology annotation, molecular function: protein kinase activity; ATP binding. NCBI's taxonomy places the organism in Eukaryota, Metazoa, Chordata, Amphibia, Anura, Bufonidae.
CCGCGGCGAAGUCGUGAGGGGGGGGACAUGGCGGCCGCUAUGUGGUGAAGCUGCCUAGGAAACUGCGGCGGUGUGCGUGUGCUCCGCGGCCUGGGAAAACUAUGAGAGCUCCGGGGGUUCCGUUCAUGACUAGGCCCGAGAGGAGGCUCUGGAGGACGCUUGGUGACAGCGGCGGAGCGCAGUAAAGGGGACGCCUCGGUGUGUGUCAGGCUCCGGGUCACGGCUGAGACUCCCCCCUCCUCCCGUCCUCGGGGAGAGGGACGCCGUGUGUAACCGGCUGAGCGUGCCCGCUGGGCCUGGGGGAGCGAUGCUACGUACGGGUAGACACCCGCUGGGCCUCGGACUCUUGGUCCUCCUGACUCUGGGGCGAGGACAGGCGGCUCCACUUCCGGAAACAGGUGCAGAUGUUACAAGCAGUGAUGUCCCUCUGUCCCUUGUGCUGCUGUCUGUCUGCAGUUUUGUGGCUUUGGUUCUGCUGCUUAUAAGCUGUAUAUCCUGCUGCAAAGAGAACGACAUAGAUUUCAAGGAGUUUGAAGAUCAUUUUGACGAUGAAAUUGACUUUACCCCUCCUGCUGAAGACACGCCAUCCAACCAGUCUCCUGCUGACGUUUUCACAUUAAUAGUCCCUACAGUCUCUUUGUCUGUUCCAACUCAGUUGCAGACUCCUCAAGAUGCGUCAAAGUUCCAGAUUGCCCGCCACAGCCUGAGCUACAUUCAGGAGAUUGCUAAUGGCUCGUUUGGCAAGGUACUGUUGGGCGAGAUCUUGAGAGACAACAGCGUGGCAAGAGUGAUUGUAAAAGAACUGCGAGCAAGUGCAAGUAGCAAGGAGCAGGAUCAGUUCAUUAAAAAUGGCGAGCCGUACAGCUACCUGCAUCAUCCGAAUAUUGUGCAGUGUGUUGGGCAGUGCCUGGAGACUUUGCCCUACCUCACGGUAUUUGAGAUAUGUGACUUGGGUGACCUGAAGACCUAUUUAAGUAACGAGAAGGGGAAACUGAAUGGAGAGACAGAGAUCGUGCUGCUCCAGCGCAUGGCGUGUGAAAUUGCUGCCGGCCUGGCCGUCAUGCACAAACACAAUUUUGUACACUGUGAUGUGGCCUUACGAAAUUGCUUUGUGACAUCUGACUUAACUGUAAAAAUAGGAGACUACGGUAUAGGAUUCAGUCGGUAUAAGGAAGACUACAUGGAGACCUCUGAAGAGAAGUUUGUCCCAGUAAGGUGGACAGCGCCAGAGUUGGUAACGUCAUAUCAAGAAAGAGUAAUAGUUGCAGAUCAGACCCGUGCCAGCAAUAUCUGGUCUCUCGGUGUGACACUCUGGGAGCUCUUUGAUGACUGUGCCACUCCUUAUGCUGAACUUUCAGACAAUGAAGUCUUAACUUAUGUUAUCAAAGAGAAAGAAGUUAAACUUCCUAAACCUCAACUUGAACAGCCAUAUGCAGACAGAUGGUUUGAAGUCUUGCAGUUCUGUUGGCUACCUCCAGACAAGAGACUGACGGCAGAAGAAGUGCACAGACUACUGACAUACCUCCGGAUGCAAAGCCAAAGGGAGACAGAAGCGGACUUUGAACAACGCUGGAAUUCUCUUAAACCAAACACGAACAAUCGGCAGCCUGCCGUGAAUAACUUGGCAUUUCCUAUCUUGGAUAACUUCAACGGCGAUGAAUUGGGCCGCGAACUGGACGAGGUUCUUACAGUGACUGAAACUAGCCAGGGGCUCAGCUUUGAGUACGUGUGGGAGGCAGCCAAAGAGGAUCAUUUUGAAGAGCACAGUCACUCAGACUCGGACACUGCAGUCAACUAUAAUAGCCUCUUCUUCCCUGUACCCGUAGAUGUUUUUCAGAAGUCUGUGUUGGAAUCGGAACAAGGCAAGCCGGGGCACCCUAGCAGAGAAGAUACCUUUCCUAUACCGGAGGUGCUUCCGGUUUUUGAUUCCCACAAUGCUUCUGUAGCUAACGAUUAUUACAUCCGCUUGGAAGAGCAAGGUGAAAGCAGGUUAGACUUCGAUAGCCGCAGCGGUCACAAAGAACGGAAGAAUGAAAAUCUACAGUUCAUUGCUCUUACUGAUCUUCGUUCUGCAGGAGCCAGUAAAAAUAACAAUUGCUCAUCAUCAGUAUCCAAUAAAUCAAGUAUUCCUGAAUACCUUCAUGUUUUCAAUCGCCCAGAUUUUCCACUCCAGAAACCUGAAGACCAUGUUGAGCCAUCAGACAAUCGAUCCAUUGAUGUGUCUUUUUCUGACUUUACAAAAAAAAGUUACGGACGGGUUGAUCAUGAAUCGCCUGUGACUGAUUUUUCAAAAAAGGGGGGGCAGCAUCUUUUUGACCCAAAUACUUUCCUCUUUGACAGUAUUUCGGAUACAAGUUUAGGCUUGGCCGAACUGGAAGAACUCUCGGACAAUUUUUUCUUCUUGCAAGAGAAAAAUCUAUUGUCUGACCACCCCACUUCAUUGCAGGGUAAGGUUGGGUCAAAGAACAUUUUUGAAAAUACUAGUAAUUUGGACAUUGAGCUCACACUGGCAGAACUCGAUAAUUCCUUCCUAAACUUCUCAAGUGAAGUGUUGACAGGCAAACAGGAAAAUGCGCAAAUAACUGACUUAGAAAAACCAGGUUUUGCUGCCCAUGAGGAUUUUCUGAAAGAAUUAUCAACGAACCCUCGACUUUCUGGAAAGGAACUUGAAAGCACAGCCGGAGGUGUCCUCUUAAAUCAAGCUGAAGACGUCAAAAUUCAACCCGACGAAUCAAGACUUUCCAUAGCAGAUAUGGAGAGUAUUGAUCUGUACAGAUCCUUUGGUCAUGUUAGCGCUGAUAAGGUCCAUGGUGAUGUCACACAUAAUGAUCAAGUCAGUCCUGAGCCUGUGCAUGAACUUUCCACAAUAGAUGCUUUAAAAUCUGGAGAACAUGUCAACGGGGAUCUUAAUAGAAGUCCACUUCUUGUAAAUACUUCUACUUCACUGGAUUCAACCAGUCAAGACAGCUUGUUAGAUUAUAGUGUAUCACACUGUUCGCAGUCCUUAGUACCAUCUGUCGGGACUCCUGACUCUUUAGACUCUUUGGAUGUUCAAAAUAUUUUAGAGGGCGACGAAUCGCACAAAUUCACACCAUCUGACAAACCUGCUGAUAGCGGCUACGAGACGGAGAACCUUGAGUCUCCAGAGUGGACCUCACAUGCAAAUGACUCGUCAAGCCAUUCUGUUGCCAAUUCAAAAGUGUCUUCCUUUGCAGCACCUGUCAUCAUAAUAUCAGAAGUAGACAUAAAUGAUGAAGAACUCGAUAUUAAACUGCCAAAAUCGAUCAAUGGCGGUAACAGUUCUUAUCGAGACUCCGCUUAUUUCUCUGACAACGAUUCAGAGUCGGAAAAGAAGCUUGAUGUGUCAGAAGUCAAAGCCAUCGAAAAUGAAGAAACAAGUUUACCAUCAGAGAGCGACGCACUGGAAGAGACGACUAGACGCUUUCCUAGGAAGGUCCUGGUCCCGGAUGAGCGGGCUUUGAAUUCAGACCAUUCUGAGCACAUUUUACCAGUUUCACCAGCUGAAGACAUCACAUCUGAAAACGAAGAGGAGAUUGUAAAUCCAUUUGGUCCUUCUGAAGUAUUCUGCUCGGUGAACGCCAUCAAAGGGCUGCCAUUUUUGAGCCACAGUGAAGGACAGAAACUUAAAGAGCCCGAUAUGGAGGGGAAAUACCUUGGAAAGCUUGAUGCUUCUGGCCUGAUUGACUUAUCGGAGGAUGGAAUGGACGCGGAUGAGGAGGAUGAAAACAGUGAUGAUUCAGAUGACGAUAUAAGAGCCUUUAACCUCCAUAGCUUCAGCUCUGACAGUGAUGACGACACAGUUCAUCCAGUGCCUGUUGUGCACAUGGAAAGAGACGAUGGGAAAAACCUAAAAAGCCUCAUUAAAGCGCGCAAACCUGCGGCAGGCAAGCAGGAGCGGAGAAGCAGGAAAGCGGUUUCCUUUUUUGAUGAUGUUACCAUCUACCUAUUUGAUCAGGAAACCCCAACCAAAGAACUAGUAUCUCGAGCGGUGGACACCAGCAGUCAAAUGUCCAGUAACAGCAGUCCUAUCUCUCCAUCUGCUCCCGGAUAUAGAUUUACAAAUUCUGAAAGCUCUACUGAUGAAGAAGGUGGUGGUUUUGAAUGGGAUGACGACUUUACAUCUACUGAGCCAGCUUUUAUCAGCAAACCACCAGCAAACCCAGUUGGCUCCAAGCUGUCUGUCAAUCCAUCGAAAUACUUCUCCCCUCCUCCACAGCCUCGGAGUCCUGAUGAGAGCUGGACGAAUGCACCUGCACCCUUUUAUUCAAGAUUCUCCAUUUCUCCAGCAAACCUAGCAAAUUUUUCUCUCACGCAUCUAACAGACUCUGACAUGGAGCAGGGUGGCAGCAGUGAAGAUGGCGAGAAAGACUGACGCUGAACUACUGCUAAAAACGCUUUAAGUGGAGGACGUACGUGCAAUGUUAUCUCUUUACAAGAGACUCGGGGACAUGUGCCGCAUGUAAAAUGUAAAAACUGUGUAAAUGACUAUUGUGCAACCCGAUUCAUCAUCUCCACUCCUCCAGCCAUGCUCGACGCCCCCUCCCCCCGGUACUACUGCCGUCAUAUAUGUAAACGCAGUUUCGGGACUGGGAACUCUACAUCUUUUUGUACCUGAAUAGUGUGUAAUUUGCAGGAUGUGUACAUACAGGUAUAUAACUCUAUCUCCAGUGUCUGUGCUCAUGUGACGAUAAGUGCAUAAGUGACAGUGUCUCCCAUGACGUUUAAAACACAAUGUAUUGCUUAUUAUUGCACUGUAAUGUUUCUUGCAUAUCUAUAUCUGUACAGAAUUUUUUAAUUAAGAGGAAAAAAAACACUGCUUGUUAUAAAUUUUAUCUGUAUGAAUGUGUUGAUAUUUGGUCUUUGCAUUGUACACUGUGUAAUAAGCUGCUGCCGGGACUCGAGCUCAGUCUCUUGUAUGCUGUACUUUUUUUUUUCUUUUUGAACAGCAAUACUUCCUUCUUAGUUUCAGGUUUGGGAUCUCCUUUCCUCGUCUUAUAGGAAUAUAUCGUGUGCGGACACUCUGUGGCGUUUACUAAGCGGAUAGUGCAGUGUUAGCACCUGUAAUACCAGUACUAGUUCUAGGAACGGGUUGGAUCACGACAACCGCUAGUUCUGUUACUAGUGUCAUGAUUCUUGUUGCAUGCUGCAGAGUUUGGUGAGUUUUGACGUUUAACAGGUCAGUGCUCCUGACAUGUCUGUUUUAGCAAAUACUGGUAUUAUCCCCAAAAGAACACUUCCAGAGCAUUUUUUUUUCUUAGAACUCAGUGUUGUGCCUCAUUUAUUCCUUUUGGAAAUGUGUAAAUAAUUUUUGACAACUGAGGUUUACUAUUCUCCCUGUCCAAAGGAGGCUCAUCCGUACCUACACUGACCCUGUGUUUGGACGUUGUCAUAUUGACUAGGGACACAUCCUAUCUUCAGGGAGAAUGGUUACGCCCAGUUGUCUAUUAUUCCCUCCUGAAAAUGAAUAGAGGAAUGGCUCAAUGCAGAGUAUUUAGGUGGUUGCACACUAAAAAAUGUUCCCCCAAAAAUAUUUAUUUUCUCAGGCGUUUUCACAUAGACUUCUCCAUACUUCUCUACAUUUUUUUUUUUUUUUUUUUUUUAAAGGAUGUAAAAAUUGCUUGUUAAAAAGCUAAAUAAACACACACAAACCUGAAUGCAAGCAUCCACCCAUACAAGAUCUACUGAAACAGAUAUGUCAGGAAAGCUGGCAAGGACUUUUUAAAUCUUCUAUUAUCCUCUAGGCCUAGUUCACAUGUUGCAAUUAUUGUGGCGUUUUGCCCUUUUUUUUUUCUUAAAUGCAAAAUUUGCAUGAGAAACAAAAGGAGCAAAGUGCAAAACCUUCAUUAUAAAACUGUUGCUCCACAACACUAACAAAGUUUUGGAAACUAGGUCCCUUUGUUAUAGAGAAAUGACGUUGAGUGAGGGCAUACGUACCAUAGAGGCAGGCCAUGCAGUUGCCCAGUCCUGUUGGGGAAUUAGAUCAUGAAAAGAGCCUUAAAGGGAUUGUGCAAGAAUGGGCAUAAUGUGACCAUUUGUCGUGAUGUAAGGGAAGCCGGUCACCGCUGAGGCCCGUGAUUGGCUGCAGCCGUGUCAAACCGGAUGUUUGCAGCAAGGGAGCCCAGCGGAGCAUUGCAGACUGGGAGGAGAAGGAUCAGGGAGCCAGCGAUGGGACGCAGGUAAGUCUGGUCAAGUAGGAGAGUUUGACAAAACCCUCUCCCCAUUCUUGCACAACCCCUUUAAAUGUGACACAAACACCAGGUGCCAGGACAGCUAAACCAGGGACCAUAAUGGAAGUCCCAUUUGCUAUGUAUACCACUGGAAUUGAGUUUAAUUCCCUCUUCCCAUUUCGGCCACAUUCACACAGUUCACUAAACCUGCAUUGCUGGUUUUGGCUUGAAAAAGGUUGCCGCAAAUUUUUUCUGUGAUUCCGGACUUUUUUUUUUUCUGAUAAUCAUGUGGUUUAAUAAACUUGACUGACUUCUUCCAUGAUUGGAAUGGUCAUCUCUCUGCUGCUAUAGGGGACUACUAUUGUGAGCUAUGUUUUAUAUUUUGGUGUUUGUCUAAGCAUCUUGUGUAUUUUCUUUUUUGCUGCCCCUUUUGUCGGUGCGGAUCAUACUGCUGGUGUCAUUUGGAGUCUUUCUAUUUGUGAUGUAUUUUUGUGGUUUAUUUUAUGAUUAGUGCUGAUCAUGCUGGUCUUCUAGCAUCUGUGGUAUAAGACGUAGGGCUUUUUGAGUAAAAUGUAUAAAUGCAACCCUUACAUGUUGCUCCGAGAUUUAUUUUUUAUUUUUUUUCAAAACGGCUGUAUAGUGAGAUUGGUGGCAGUGGGAGAGUAGAACUUGUUCAGAUGAGCACUAUGAUUAAUAUAUGAAUAUAUUCCUGAGCAAACAUUGUCGUCUUGCAGUGUGAAUCAAAAAUGCAAUAACUUUGCAAAUAUUAAUUAAAAUUCCCUACCGCCCUGUGUCUACAUCUCCUCUGCAGGCCUAUGUGUCUCAGUGGUAAUCUGAUCCUGUAGUCUUACUCCUAUCUGUGCCUAACUGCUUGCUAGCUAAGCAAAUGGAAAAAUAGGGGAAUAGAUGGGAGUGUAGCAGCAGGGUCAGACUACAAAAGGCUUGCUUGUAGUCUGUAACCGUAGAUGCACAUAGGUCUGAAUAGGAGCUGUAGACACAAAACAAGAAGAUUCUAUUUUUUCAUUUUAAAUGCUUUGGAGCAGUGAAUAAAGACAAGAUGUAUAUGUGCUAUUAUAGAGCAAACCAAAGUCUUAAGGCUCCCGUACACCUUAGGGUAUUGAGGCCAAGAACGGCAGGUUCUGUCAGCAGUCUACUAAGCAGGGGGCUCCUAACUCUUUUCCCUGACUAUGAUCGUCAUCGGGGGAGUGAAGUAUCGGGCAAACUGAUAAUUUUCAAUUGAUCCUGUUGUUCUUCCGGGAGAGAUGCUGCCACCAGAAAUGUCCAGCAACCGCUUUCUCCCCUUUAAAGGCACUUUCGGCUCAGCCGAAGGUGUAUGGGGGAGCCCGAAGGGAGCCAGGAUAGAUAGCUGUCAGCCGUACGAUCACUGGCCUACAGCUACUGUAAGUGUAUGGCCGCUAUAACUGUCCACUACUAGGAAAUCCUGUCCUGCUAUAUAUGGACUAUGCGUGCACCCAUCAGUCACAUGAAUAGGACACUAAAGAGGCACGAUUUGGGGGUGGAGGGGGGGAUGUUGGAGGUCUGCUUGGUGGCCCCUGUAUUGCCCACCACUAGGUCUGGGUGUUGUCCCAGGUUAUAAAUGUAGUGCAACGGUUUCUCUGACCAGUCCAACACCAUUAUGACUAUGACUGCUACUGUGUUUGUUUUGUGACUGCGUAAAUGUAAAGGAUAUUUUGCAAAUUAUAGCUGUGAAGGUAUUAAAGGAAUGCUAAACACAGUGCACAUAAAAAAUAUUCCGGCUAAUCUUCCCUUAGUCUAGGGCUGCAUUGUGACUGAUGAUGAUGCAUGUCGGACGGCCCAAGGUUGCAGUAAUGCUGCCUGUAACGCAAAUAAAGAAAGUAAAAUGGGGCACUUUACGAUCAGCAGGUUUCGAUUCUCUUGCCACUGUUCUCUCAUUGGCCACUUGCAGGUUUAAACACGAUCCCAGUCACUGUCAUUAGUUGCAAUGCAGCUAGUCGGCGUGUAGACCUAGCCUCAACGUUCUUCUUUCCUUGGAGCCUAUUUGUCUGAUAAUACAAUUAUAACUGAGAAAUGUAUAAACACAUUUGGCUGAGCCAUGCCCCCUCACCCCCUGACUGUCCUGUGUCUGGCUGCAGCAGGAGCCUCUCCCAUGUCUGUAGUACGACAAAACAAAACUAAGAUUUACCUAAAAAUGAACUCUUUAAUCCCUGCAUUCUCAGUAGUCUGACUGACAACAGUACGGGCACCUAGGUUUCUUUACUUUCAUCAUUUUCUAGGUUUAGUGUUCUUUUAAUGUGAUUGUGAUUUCUCUUUUACCUUUUCCACAUAUGUACAAUGUAAAAUGCAAUAACGAAGAAAAUGUGUUUGCCCCCUUUUUAGAUUCUAUCUAUAUAUGGAUAAAUAUCUAAUAAGACUUCUCCGGGUAACUUAUACAGAAUUCUAUGUGUGUAUGGAAUUCUUUUUUUUUUUUUUUCCCCCAUGUUGAUGGAAUAUAAUAUUUUGUCCCUGCGCCAGCGUAAACCAGAAUGCUGCUUCUUGUAGACGUCUUCCGAAAUCCUGUUUUGUGAGACUGAGGUAAUGUUAAGUGAUACACUGCAAAAGAGAGCUGUAAAUUUUAUUUCUUUCCUCGGAAACAGUGCCACGUAUGUCUGUUGGCUACUUCUGGUAUUGCAGCUUGACCCCAUUCACGUAAAAACUGCUGAGCUGCAAUUCUAGUCACAGCCCAUGGACAAGAAUAGUGCUGUUUCUGGAGGCAUACCAAGCCGCGUUUUUCGUAUAUCUUAAAGAUGCCUGUACAGACAUCAGCUGGAAGGUACAUUUGCACUGACCAGAAGUGUCUGUAUAGGGUGCGCAAUUUAGCACGUGCAUACACCUCCUACUUAUUUUGAGAGAUUGGUGUUUCCCUUUCAAAGGACAUCUGUCAGCCAGUGUCCUAGGGACAAAUCUGCUGACAGAAGCCCUUUAACAUCAGUUCACACUCCAACGGUGAUGUUCGCUGAUCUUGUACAUUAAUUAUAUAUUUUUUUUUUUUUAUCCUACUCUUCGAGGCAGUAGAAAAUAAAUUAAAAUGUGUUCCCUUGUAACACAUAGGAAAAAAAAGCUAAAGUCCACAGCAAGUAGCAUUUCUGUACUAUCGGCCAUACGCAGGUUUUCGACAAUGUACCUCUUUUGGUUCCAAUCUCUGCACUGAUCUCGUUUCCUAUAGUAACCAGCAAAGUGCAAUCCUUCAGUAUUUCUAAUUGUUAUUGUACCUUGAAUCCUGCGAGAAAUAUGAGAUUAAAGCAUGUCGAUUUAUUUAGCAUCCAGCUGUAAAGCACUACCUUGUACUGAAUAUCCAGUAUGCGUGCGGAUAUUAAACGGGGGAUUAGGCUUGGACACUUUUGUAAAUUGCCUUAACUCAAGUAUCCUGUACGCAGUGGGUGAUGUUUUUGGGUUUUUUUUUUUUUGUUGUUUUGGUUUCCGUUUCAAGGCAAUGUAAGCAAAUUUAUAAAUGUUGUAGCGACUGUCUACUAUAUUAACUGGGAAAACCGGACUUGAAUUCCAGUGAUUCUGCUGAUCCGAUUGUGUUGCCUUGCACAACGACUGUAUAUACAGAAGAGUGAUGGGUGUGCAAUCUCCUAUAUGACAGGGAGAGGGGACAGGCUGCAGGAGAUUGUUUUCCUCCUAAUUUACUUAAAGUAUGUCAGGUCGACGGCAAUAUCUUUGAUGAAUUUCCUCAUGUAAUGGUCUUUAAAUGGUGUACAUUUUUUUUAAUUUGUAAAAUUUUUACUGUACAUUUGAUUCUCAUGCCUAGUGUGAUUCCAACUGCUUGUAAUUUAAAACACUAUUUAAUAUUCAGAAUAAAAGCUAUAUAUUUAUAACC